UAACAUGCAAGUGUUAAAAAAUCUAUUACCUUGAUUGAUAACACUGAAUACAUUACCUUUUUCUCUUAUUCAUACAGGAAGUACAUCAUACCUGGGGGAGCAAAAAGAAAUCAUCUAUCUCAUUUUACUCAGAAGUUUGUUUUCAGAAAUCUGAGACUCCCUUCAGCAAAACAUCAUUUGUGGUCUUCGCUCCCUUUUUAACAUAUGCAAUGACUGGAGAUAUAGUCUAUGCUGAUAUCAAAACUGUUAGAACAUCCCCUUUAAAACAUUCAUCUCCACGUCCAAGAUCCGAUUCUCACCAUCAUGGAAUUGUCCUGAAAGUUGGAUACGCAAUGACCAUAAUCCUCCUUGUAAUAGUAAUUGUGCUUAGCAUUUUUGUUAUCCAGCUCAGAUCUGCAAGACAUAAUAAAGAGGAUAAUGAAUCAAAAGAGAAAUACUGUCCUGAGAAAAAUGAACCUGGAACAAUCAUCUCAAUGGGGUCUUCCAACUCUUCUACUGCUCAUAAACCAUGCCCCUCCAAUGACUGGACGCUACAUGGGGGGAAAUGUUACUGGGUUGCUCAACGUAAGAAAUCUUGGAAUGAAAGUAAAAAUGACUGUGCCAUGAAAAAUUCACAUCUUAUGGUGAUUCAAGACUUCAUUGAUAUGAGUUUCCUCUGGCAGCACCUACAUUAUUCAGCUUUUUAUUGGAUUGGCUUGAGCAUUCCAUCUGAAGGAAUAUCUUGGACCUGGGUGGACAACAGUUCUUUUAACCCCCAUCUGUUUGCAACACAAGGAAACAAGCGAUGGCCCCCGAGCAUGAAAUGUGCCCAGGUAUCUCGGGCUGGCAUGGCUCCAAAAAAAUGUGAGGACAAUAGACAGUGGAUUUGUCAACUGUAAUCUGCUCUGCAUAAAAUCAGUCUCCAUUUCUCAAACUGAAAAACACCAUAUGAAGUUUGAGCUCAGAUCAUAGGGUAGUCCAGAGGGUCACUUGUGUCUUAGAGGGCUUCGUGUGUGUGUAUGUGUGUGUCCAUUUAUGAUUCUUAUGUUUACAGUACCAUUUCUCAUAGGUGUGGGAAGGGAGCCAGAAAAAAAGAAAUUUUUAUAUUCAAUGAGCACAUAUGCUGAACACAUUUUUUUCAUCUGAAUUAUCAAUGCAGUUAUUUAAUCACCAGUUUCAUUUUGCCUGCAUUUUUGGAAUUUCAGUGUUACUCAUCUCUACACCAUCCCUCCACAGCAUCCUUAGCUAAUCUCUGACUUUCUCACAGUUUCAGUUACCAUGUACAAGUCAAUACAUAUCAAAUUUCUAUUUCUAGCCCAGAUCACCAAUCCCAUAUACCAUACUCUAUUUAAUACAUCAAAUCUAAAACCUCAGAUACUUCGAACUCGACAUAUAAAAAAAACUCAUUAACAU
Messenger RNA from Hipposideros armiger (great roundleaf bat), 1392 nucleotides. It is a transcript of the gene CLECL1, whose product is annotated as C-type lectin like 1. Gene Ontology annotation, cellular component: plasma membrane. The transcript has 6 exons. Lineage: Eukaryota; Metazoa; Chordata; Mammalia; Chiroptera; Hipposideridae. The record is from RefSeq and is a predicted model, not a curated record. Bases 210 to 878 code for a protein of 222 amino acids.